CCGUAGUACAACACGGCAGGAGUGUGGACUUUGUUUACCACUUCCCGCGCCAAUGGCGACGUUCUUGCGGGCAGGGAGCCUGUUUAACAUUCAGAGAACGACGACAGCGAUGCAGUCCUACUGCUCUUCACUGACCUCUGGCAGGCAGCAUGUUAAUGGAGUGGAUCUUUACUAUGAGAAGACAGGCGCAGGGAAACACGCUGUGCUGUUACUUCCUGGUGCUCUGGGAAGCACUAAGACAGAUUUUCAACCCCAGCUUAAGUCUUUGAACAAGGAGCUCUUUACUGUUGUGGGCUGGGAUCCUCGGGGUUAUGGACGAUCACGACCCCCGGACAGAGACUUCCCAACAGACUUCUUUGAAAGGGAUGCAAGGGACGCAGUGGAUUUAAUGAAGACUUUGGGGUUUGUCAAGUUCUCUCUGCUGGGGUGGAGUGAUGGAGGAAUUACAGCCCUAAUAGCUGCUGCCAUGAACCCCAUGUUAAUCAACAAGAUGGUCGUAUGGGGAUCUAAUGCUUUCGUAUCACAACAUGACCUUGACAUUUACAAUGUGGUCCGUGAUGUGUCCAGAUGGAGCGCAAAGAUGAAGCAGCCCAUGGAGGAGGUAUAUGGUGUAGAAUUGUUUGCUAAAACAUGGGUGGCCUGUCUGGAUGCAAUCUCCCAGUUUGCACAGAGACCAGAAGGGAACAUCUGCAUUGAACUUCUUCCUCUGAUCAGAUGUCCGACACUGAUCAUUCAUGGAGAAAAAGAUCCAAUAGUCCCCAGCUUCCACCCACACUUCCUUCUCAAACAUAUCCAGGGAUCAAGAUUACACCUGAUGCCAAACGGAAAACACAAUCUCCAUCUGAGGUUCGCUGAGGAAUUCAACAAACUGGUGGAGGACUUUCUGGAAGAGGGAAACAAUAAUUAACACACUGAAAUAAUCACCAUGAUGAAGAGGUCAUUGCAUCAAGCUUUUGAAUUUUUUAUGUUCAUUUUGGUUAACAAUUAAGAUCGAAGUGUUGUUUCAAUUUAAUUUAAAGGAAAACUACACUUUUAACAUUUUGCCUAUCAUCCACAAUCCCAAUAUGAGACAAAAACACACAUCCUCCCUUUUCUGUGCGUUCUCGAUAGUAAAAAAAAUAUGCUAGCAUGAGACGACUAACAAUGCAUGUAAAGGGAGUUUACUAUUUUGUUCAUAAAUCCCUCUAAAAAACAUUUUAAAAAUGUACAUGAUGUGGCCUGCAUAUUAACCAAGCUAUAGCAACAUUGUUGUUGUCGGAGCUAUCUCCGAGGAACUACUUUACUGCCAUAGUGACACAGUGUCUUGCUCACAGUGUCCCCGACUACUAUCGAGAGCUCAUAUGUAUGCUAGUAGCUACUGCUGUUGCUGCUAAAUCCCCUUAAUGAGUUUGAAAAAGUUUGAAACUUCAAAAUUCCUCACGCUACCAGCUAAAAAGGGAUCUGCUUAGCACACAGCUUAAAAAACGUGUAGCUCAUUGUAGAGGUCGCUUCCUAGCGGUACCACUGACAUACACUUCACAGGAGCCAGGCGUGCGAAGUUGAACAAAGUUUUAAUGUACAUAGAUAUUAUCAAAUUCUUUUCUCCGGCAGAACGUGACUUUUCAGUCACGUCCGUAUCCUCUCUCCCCUCCUGCUCCCGGCCGUUUACUGUUAAAGACAACAGAUGAUUAGAUUAACACGUACCACCUGUGAAAUCUAAUCACCUGCCAGCUGUGUCUCGCCGUCAGCACUGCCAGUCCUCUGAUGGUGCUCUGUCCUCAGCACCAUGGACAGAGGCGGUUGCCUUUGCUCCGGCAGGCAGCGCUGGCCACAUCUCCCUCCACACUCAUCCUACAGUAUAUACUCAAGCUAAAAAAGAUAAGGUUCUGGAUCAUCAUUUGUGCCAAGUAAGUGAUUGUUGGCUCUCACAAAGUCUACCAUGAUUAGAAAUGAAUCCCCAUGACCUGCAUUGUCACUCGCUUCGUGCUAGCCGUUUUUUGUGUGCCAGCAACUUGAGGGUUCUAGGUUUGAUCCCCGCUUCUGCCAUCCUAGUCACAGCCCCUGUGUCCUUGGGCAAGACACUUCACCCACCUGCUCCCAGUCCCCGCAUUGUUUUAGAAUCAGAAUCAGAAUCAGAAUCAGCUUUAUUGUCAUUACGCAAGGUAACGAGAUUGAGGCCAUUCCAUACAGUGCGAUGUGUGCAUGCUAGAAAAAACAAAAAACAAAAAAAACAAUGUAACUUUAGAUAAUGGGUCACUAGAGAAAAGCGCUAUGUAAAUAGGAUUUACUUAACUUCAAAAAAGGGAAACACUGUGUGUUCUUGUCUCACAUAGUAUGGAUGAUGAGCAAAUUCAUCCCCAAAAAUAGUUUUCCUUUGACCAUUCAACAACCAGGACAGCAGUAAUUAAGCUAUUUUACAAUUAGUAGACUUUUAACAUUUUUUAUUUUGUUUUCACUUGCACUGGUCCGCCGAAAAUUGGAAAAUUAUUCAAAGAAACAGAUCUCAUCAUCAUCGGCGGUCACUCGAACGAGUAUGACGAUCCUCCUGGUAGGGAUGUAUCCCUUUAUGGAGGAUGCCUGUGCGUGACUUUGUUUUACAUAGGGAGACUGGUGCACAGACAGUCACCACACAAUCCUUGACAGAAUCGGGUCAGGGUCCAGUGGCAUGGAGUCCAAGACGACUGGGGACCCUUUUCUGCUGCAGCCUUCUCCCGCCUGCUCCGCCGUUGAGGUCUUCACCGUAUCCCUGGCUAAGGGGCAGUCAGGUACUAGGCCUUUGCCAAGGGCCACCUGGGGUAACAAAGGGGUUAACCUCUUAGUGCCCCAAGACCCCAUAGAGGAGCCUCCACUGCCGGAUGCAUUUUAACGUCAUGCCCAGGACAAACAAAAACAGAUCUAUUCCUUAGUGUUUAAGGGGAAGCGUUUUCAGCAUUUUUAUCAUCGCUGUCCUGAAGUCCACAGAAGUGAAAUGAUGACAUAGUGCUGCAGAGGAAAUAACACCUCAGCAUUCACAGUUUGUAAUUCUGUCUGCUUCAUAUCAACAAUUCCCCACCAACAAUCAGAUGCUCUGUGGGUCAUGAGUGCUGUUAAUAGGGAUGUAUAUCGCAAUCUGUCAUUCUUAUAGCCAGACCUGUGUGUUUAUUUUCGUACCUGACGGUUUGCGGCUACAACUGUUGCCUUGACAACCUCUCAGGAAGGCAACAGUUGUAGCUGAAACCGUCAGGUAUGGAAAUAACCACACAGGUCUAGCUAUAAAAAUAACAAACUGCAUAAUUAUUUGAAGACCUAAUGAACCUAUUUGGAUUAGGGAUGUAUAUCCUCGAGACUGUAUCCAUACCGAUACCAAUAUCGUUAUUCCUUAUUGAUACCGGUAUUCAUCGUUACUCUUAUCAGUACUAUUUGAAAUUGGUGAGUAAAUAAAGAUAUGAAAAAAUUC
This is a messenger RNA of Nerophis lumbriciformis (worm pipefish), 3415 nucleotides long. Its product is annotated as valacyclovir hydrolase-like. The record is from RefSeq and is a predicted model, not a curated record. NCBI's taxonomy places the organism in Eukaryota, Metazoa, Chordata, Actinopteri, Syngnathiformes, Syngnathidae. Gene Ontology annotation, molecular function: serine hydrolase activity.